AUGAAAGUUAACAAUGACAGAAUCCCAAUCUCAAGGAGCCCCUACGUUGUUCUCUCCUUACAAGAUGGAAAAGUUGAACCUUUCUCUCAGGGUGGUUCUGGCGCCUAUGACGAGAUUCAGGGUGUUGAAUGGAAUACCAGGGCCGUGUUUGCUGAAUAUUACACCCAGAUGACGACUCCCGACAUCUUUCUCAUCACCGAAGGGACACUGAUCUUCGGCACCGGCGUGGAGGCAUGGAAGCCGAUUGUGGAUGCUGUUCAUGCCAAGGGAGGCAUCAUUUUCCGUCAACUGUGGCAUGUAGGCCGAGCAUCACAUUCAGUGUAUCAACCUGGUGGAGUGGCGUCGAUAUCAUCAACAUAUAAACUCAUCUCAGACCGGUGGGGAAUUCUUAUGCGUGAUGGGAGCUAUGGCAUAUAUCCAAAACCUCGACCACUUGAAACCUUAGAAAUACCAGAGGUUGUGGAGCAUUACUGUAAGGCAGCCUUGAAUUCCAUUCGAGCAUAUGCACAGAAUGUGAUGGAAAAGGGAAGCUACCUUGUGCAACUUGUGGAUCCUGUGGAUUGCUUAAAGCGAGACAUGUCAUGGAAACGGUUCGCUGUUGUCACGCAAGAUUGUUGUUGUUAA
Molecule: messenger RNA, 624 nt
Organism: Hibiscus syriacus
Lineage: Eukaryota; Viridiplantae; Streptophyta; Magnoliopsida; Malvales; Malvaceae
Product: 12-oxophytodienoate reductase 7-like
Exons: 2
Coding region: 1-624 (207 amino acids)
Biological process (GO): jasmonic acid biosynthetic process; oxylipin biosynthetic process
Cellular component (GO): peroxisome
Molecular function (GO): FMN binding; oxidoreductase activity
Source: RefSeq, a predicted model, not a curated record